AUUCGACUUUCUUCUUCUUUGUCUCCUCCUCCCUCCUAUCUGGGUUUCAGUUUUUGGAUUAAUGAAGAUACAAAUCUCAGAGUUAAAUUAAUUUAAGAUGUGUUGGAUAAUUUCUGGUCAUACCAAUAAUAAUAAUCAAUCCGAUUCAGAUUCACGGAUCUCUUCCAGGUUAAGGGACUUCCUUGCCAAGGAAUUUGGUUGUAUAGAAGGUCCACAAAUGUAGAUAUGUAUCUAAGAAUUCCACUUAAGUUAAAAGUUGUUACACUGGUGAGAAGUGAAACGAUAUGGUUUUGUAUCUGAAAACUCUAAGUAGAUGGAAGAAACACGAGAAGAUUCAGGGUCAGUGGAAGCUGGGACUUCUGGCGCCGCUUGGUGGUCAUCAAAUUUCAUGGAAAAAUUCAGGUCCGUCUCUCUGGCUUCUCAAGAUGAGACUCUGAGCAGUGAAGAUUCAAGGUGCUAUGGAGAACAGGAUGAGGUGUCAUCUCAGACGGAAUCACAGAUUUUAUGGAGAACUGGAACAUUUUCUGGACCACUUUGUAACGGUUUCUACUCUGUCAUUCCGGAAAAUAUAUAUAAGGAGCUAUUUGACAAUAUUCCUUCUCCAGAUGAGCUUUAUGCUUUGGGAGUUGAGGGUCUUAGAGCUGAAAUCAUUCUUGUAGAUACAGAAAAGGAUAAGAAGCUUUGUAUGCUAAAGAACCUUAUCGUGGCGCUGGCUAAAGGAUUGAAUUCGAAUCCCCCUGCAUUAAUUAAAAAGAUUGCUGGGUUGGUUUCUGAUUUUUAUAAACGACCAACUUCUGAACCAAGUCCAUCAAAGGCUGCAGCUGAUGAAAUCUCUCAUUUCUCAGAGAAUCGAGGUGUUCAGCUACUGGGGCAGAUUAGGAAUGGUUCAUGCCGAGCUCGUUCAAUAUUGUUCAAAGUUCUUGCAGACACUGUAGGUCUUGAGAGCAGACUCAUGGUGGGUCUGCCUAACGAUGGAGCUAUUCAACACACAGACUCAUACAAGCAUAUGUCAGUGCUAGUUGUUCUGAAUUCAGUAGAACUACUGGUCGAUCUCGUUCGUUUUCCUGGCAAACUAAUACCUUGCUCGACUAGGGCCGUACUUAUGUCUCAUAUUUCUGCUGCUGGGGAGAGUGAUUCUGCAGAGAAUGACUCCUGUGAUUCACCCCUUGAACCAAAUAGCCCUUUGUAUGGGUUUUCUGAAAGAGCUGAAAUAGAUAGUGCUGAGCAAGAUGAAACCCUUCAAUCUUUACGCCAGCGCAGGCUAGAAGCAUCUUCAAAUGCAUUAGGUCCUUCAUUACGAAAUAUAAUGAUGCGACCUACAAACUCAAUCGACAGAUCAUUAAGCAUAUCUCAUAGUGAACCCAAUAUUGCUAACACGUUCUGGAGACGCAGUCGGAGAAAAGUCAUUGCUGAGCAACGGACGGCUAGUUCAAGUCCAGAGCAUCCUUUGCUUCGAGCACGUGGACGCUCUAUGCUUGGUGGCCACAGACAAUCAUUUAGGGACUAUGCUGAUGACAUGAAUUCUGCAACAAGUUACAGGUCAGAAGGAGCACCUACGUUAGAAUCUCGAAGAAUGAGGAGGCGGAGCAUUAGUUUUACUCCAGAGAUUGGUGAUGAUAUUGUAAGGGCUGUGCGAGCAAUGAAUGAAAAACUCAAACAACAGCGUCUUUUGAAAGAACAAGGUGAUGAAGGAUCAGCUUCUUAUUCUACAGAGAACAAUGCUAGUCUUCAAAACGUAUCAAAUUUCGAUGCAGAUGGCAAUGACGAAGUUUCCGUUGGAAGUCCUGCCCCUUACGAUAUUUGUAGGAAGCAAUUCAGUUCCCAGAAGGCAAUAUCACUACCCUCGUCACCUCACCAAUUCAGGGGUCAGUCAUCCGACAGAAGUGAGCCUACCACCAUGGUUAGAAAUCCCAGAUUGAUCUCGACAUGGAACAAAGUGUUAGAAUCCUCAAAGUUUCAAAACAAUCCCGUGUUGCCUUUUCAUGAAUGGAAUAUUGAUUUCUCGGAAUUAACUGUUGGAAUUCGUGUUGGGAUUGGAUUCUUUGGGGAAGUUUUUCGUGGAAUUUGGAAUGGAACUGAUGUUGCAAUCAAGAUUUUCCUAGAGCAAGAUUUGACAACAGAAAAUAUGGAGGACUUCUGCAAUGAAAUUUCGAUUCUAAGCCGGCUUCGACAUCCGAAUGUAAUCCUGUUCCUGGGGGCAUGCAUGAAUCUUAGUCAUUUAUCAUUUGUUACCGAGUACAUGGAGAUGGGAUCUCUUUAUUAUUUGAUCCACAUGAGUGGCCAGAAGAAGAAACUUAGCUGGCGUAAGAGGUUGAAGAUGAUGUGCGACAUAACCAGGGGGUUGAUGUGCAUACACCGAAUGAAAAUCGUUCACCGUGAUCUAAAAAGUGCAAAUUGCCUUGUAAACAAACACUGGACUGUUAAGAUUUGUGAUUUCGGGCUGUCACGAGUAAUGACAGAAGUUCCAAUGAGAGAUUCAGCAUCUGCAGGAACUCCAGAAUGGAUGGCUCCCGAACUCAUCCGCAAUGAACCUUUCACAGAGAAAUGUGAUGUCUUUAGCCUCGGCGUGAUAAUUUGGGAGCUGUGCACCCUAAAUAGGCCAUGGGAGGGAAUACCAUCAAUGCAAGUUGUUUAUGCAGUUGCUAAUGAGGGAUCACGUCUAGAGAUUCCUGAAGGUCCCCUCAGCAAGUUGAUUGCAGAUUGCUGGGCCGAACCAGAUGAUAGGCCGAACUGCGAGGAAAUCCUUUCUCGCUUGGUUAGCUGUGAGCUCAUGGAGUGCUGAUUUGAUUUAUCAUUUGUAUAGAAACAUCAUACUAGAGAUUUUGAAACUUGAUCAUCUCAAGUUGUAAAGUAAAUCAUUGUUUUUGUACCAUUGCAUAAACAAAUAAUUAUCAUUUAUCAUCAAAUUUUCAGCCUCAAGUUUUCGAAUAAUCUCAUGGCAAAGCUGUGACUUUAAAAACAGUAGAAAAAUACAAGAUUCC
Papaver somniferum (opium poppy) is the source of this 2981-nucleotide messenger RNA. Its product is annotated as probable serine/threonine-protein kinase SIS8. Gene Ontology annotation, biological process: protein phosphorylation. Lineage: Eukaryota; Viridiplantae; Streptophyta; Magnoliopsida; Ranunculales; Papaveraceae. Bases 314 to 2782 code for a protein of 822 amino acids. Gene Ontology annotation, molecular function: ATP binding; protein kinase activity. The transcript is spliced from 17 exons. The record is from RefSeq and is a predicted model, not a curated record.